GGGGUGCGCGGCGCCGGGAGCCGCACGCAGCGGGGGCAGGAAACAAUAGACGGAGCCGCGGCCGGAGGGGUCGGAGCAGGGAGCGCCGGAACCGCCCGCCCGCCGAGCCCAGCCCGCCCCGCCGAGCGCCCCGCGGCCCCGCCAUGGCGGACAAGGAAGCAGCCUUUGAUGACGCCGUGGAGGAGCGUGUGAUCAACGAGGAGUACAAGAUAUGGAAGAAGAACACUCCUUUCCUGUAUGACCUGGUGAUGACCCAUGCCCUGGAGUGGCCCAGCCUGACUGCUCAGUGGCUUCCUGAUGUCACAAGACCUGAAGGCAAAGAUUUCAGCAUCCACAGGUUGGUGCUGGGCACCCACACCUCAGAUGAGCAGAACCACCUGGUGAUUGCCAGUGUGCAGCUGCCCAACGACGAUGCCCAGUUUGAUGCUUCCCACUAUGACAGUGAGAAAGGAGAGUUUGGAGGCUUUGGCUCAGUGAGUGGAAAAAUUGAGAUUGAAAUCAAGAUCAACCACGAGGGAGAGGUGAACAGAGCCCGUUACAUGCCCCAGAACCCCUGCAUCAUUGCCACCAAGACUCCCUCCAGUGAUGUGCUGGUCUUUGAUUACACCAAACACCCCUCCAAGCCAGAUCCAUCUGGGGAGUGCAACCCCGACCUGCGGCUGCGCGGGCACCAGAAGGAGGGGUACGGGCUCUCCUGGAACCCCAACCUGAGCGGGCACCUGCUCAGUGCCUCCGAUGACCACACCAUUUGCCUGUGGGACAUCAGUGCUGUUCCCAAGGAAGGCAAGGUGGUGGAUGCCAAGACCAUUUUCACGGGACACACGGCCGUGGUGGAAGAUGUGUCCUGGCACCUCCUGCACGAAUCCCUCUUUGGAUCUGUUGCUGAUGACCAGAAACUCAUGAUCUGGGACACCAGGUCCAACAACACAUCCAAGCCCAGCCAUUCCGUGGAUGCUCACACAGCUGAGGUGAAUUGCCUCUCCUUCAACCCCUACAGUGAGUUUAUCCUGGCCACAGGAUCAGCUGAUAAGACUGUUGCUCUGUGGGACUUGAGGAACCUUAAACUGAAGCUGCACUCCUUUGAAUCACAUAAAGAUGAAAUAUUUCAGGUUCAGUGGUCUCCCCAUAAUGAAACCAUCCUGGCCUCCAGUGGCACAGACCGCAGGCUAAACGUGUGGGACUUGAGUAAAAUUGGAGAGGAGCAAUCCCCUGAGGAUGCUGAGGAUGGGCCCCCAGAGCUCUUGUUUAUCCAUGGUGGUCACACUGCAAAGAUCUCGGAUUUCUCCUGGAAUCCCAACGAGCCCUGGGUCAUUUGUUCUGUAUCAGAAGAUAAUAUCAUGCAAGUCUGGCAAAUGGCAGAGAACAUCUACAACGAUGAAGAUCCCGAAGGAAGCGUGGAUCCAGAAGGUCAAGGAUCCUAAAUGGAAACUUCCCCCUGGUUUUUUCUUUCUCCUUUUCUUCCCUCUCAGCCCUCAGAUUGACUUAACACUGGUUUUGAGACACACACACGUUGAUUUUUGUGUUCAGCCAUCCUCCUGUAGAUCCCACCACCCAAAAAAAGGGAAAAUAAAAAUGCUCAGCCCCCUCAGGCAGGCAGGUCAGUGCUGUAGCUCCAGAAUUCCUACAGCUGCCUCCUUUAUUGGUCUGGCUGUCCCUUUUUUCCUGCCUUCAUGCUUGGGAUUAGUUUUUUUUUUUCCUCUCUUUUGCUUGCUGCCUAAUUUAAACAAAAGUUAAAUUGGCAGAGCUGCCCAAAUGGGCUUGAGCCAGCAGAGAUGAUCCAAGUGUUAAUCCCCUGACAAGCUCAGAAAUGGUGUGGAAGGUCUUGUCCUCCUCAGAAACCUUGGAAUUCCUUUAGUUAUCUGUUCUUUGUGGCUUUUUCUGCCUUUGCAGAUACAAGUUCUGACUUGAACUGAAAUUUUUCCUUUUUUUUUUUUUUUUGGCAAUUCUGGAUUUUUCAUUCCUUCCUUCCUUUCCCUUUCCUCCCUCCUGCUGGCUGCCAGCAAUUUUGGUUUUAGCUAUUCCUGCAGAGCCCCUUUCACCUGCCAUGGUUUUUUUUUGCUCUGUUGUUGCAUUUCUCGAGCUGUGUUUUUCACAUCACCUUCCUUUCCUUGCUGUGAAAUGAUUUUCUGAAAUUUUGGGAAGCCCUGCAGUUGUAAAAGGUGUUUGUCUGUGCCCUCAGCAGCCUUGGCAGCUGGUGGAAAACAAAUGAAAUGUGGAGAAAAUCAACUUUUUUUAGGAGUUUAGUCCUUGCCCACAGGGUCCUGCUCGUCUUCCACACCAGCAGCCUGUUCUCCAUCUCCUCGUGACUCAUUGAGUGUUCUGCAGUUGGAAUAAAGUUUUUCUACAUAAAUGCUGCCAA
This is a messenger RNA of Zonotrichia leucophrys gambelii, 2359 nucleotides long. RefSeq names its product RB binding protein 4, chromatin remodeling factor (gene RBBP4). The record is from RefSeq and is a predicted model, not a curated record. Gene Ontology annotation, cellular component: nucleus; ESC/E(Z) complex; NuRD complex. The transcript is spliced from 12 exons. NCBI's taxonomy places the organism in Eukaryota, Metazoa, Chordata, Aves, Passeriformes, Passerellidae. Gene Ontology annotation, biological process: chromatin remodeling; regulation of DNA-templated transcription. Bases 144 to 1421 code for a protein of 425 amino acids. Gene Ontology annotation, molecular function: nucleosome binding; histone binding.